This is a messenger RNA of Gymnodraco acuticeps, 2421 nucleotides long. RefSeq names its product plexin domain-containing protein 1-like. NCBI's taxonomy places the organism in Eukaryota, Metazoa, Chordata, Actinopteri, Perciformes, Bathydraconidae. The transcript has 13 exons. The record is from RefSeq and is a predicted model, not a curated record. Bases 375 to 1817 code for a protein of 480 amino acids.
ACUUCUUUCCACCAGUUGAAAAUAAUGAGAUUGGAGCAAAGGAAGGGCAAGGAGAAAACACCUCUCUCUGCAACACUUCAACUGUUUGUCUUUUCUUGACAUGAAGUUGCUCUAAAGGGCAGUACAAGGAAUUAAAGCAAGGAAGAAGAAACGACAGACACAGCAGGGAGACAAAAGCAGUAAACCUUGGCUGAGGUGAGAAAAAAUAAGUUGUGUGGGAGAGCAGAGGCAAAAAGAGAGAGCGACGAAAGGCAGGGGAGUGGAGGAGUGAGUCGCCCCGUUACUUCCAGCGAAGUGAGGGGAAAACAGGGGAAAAGAAGAAGAAGUAAGGAUUGAUAACGACUCAGGAAAGGAGGGAGAAGAGUCAGCUGGACAUGGGGCUUUGUGCUGUUCUCCUCAUCUGUCUCUCCCAGGCUGAGCUGGGAAGAGUCUGGGCUUAUGAGCAUGAAGAUGCACUUAGCGAGACUGUUCUGCAGACAGAUGGGGAUUUUUACGGUUUGCCCAGAACCAGGAGGGACCAGCAUUCCCCACACCAACACAGAGAAGUGCGACACACUGAAGGAAGAGGACUUGAUAUCACUACCCUGCCUGACAACAUGACCCGCAUAGUGGAGGACUCCCAGCGGUACUACAAAUGGCAGAGCUUUGGUCCAGCAGACAGACGAACGGAGGAAUUGUGGGUAAAUCUGAACAACCUUCACAAGAGCCAAGUCCAGAUCCACGGCAUACUGUCCAACGCACAUCGACAAGCAGCGAGGGUGGCGCUGUCUUUUGAUUUCCCUUUUUAUGGACACCACUUGAGACAAAUUAUCAUAGCGACAGGGGGAUUCAUCUUUAUGGGAGAUAUUACUCAUCGGAUGCUGACUGCCACGCAGUACAUCGCUCCCCUCAUGGCCAACUUUGACCCCAGCUAUGCCAAAAACUCCACAGUGAGAUACUCGGACAACGGUAAUGUAUUUGUGGUGCAGUGGGACAGCGUGUCGCUUAAGGACCGAGAGGCCGAAGGACCUUUUACUUUCCAGGCAGUCCUCAACAAAAACGGAACCAUUGUGUUCAACUACAGAGAUAUCCCUAUACCAGUGGAGAAAAUGAAUUCCACUGAGCAUCCAGUAAAAGUGGGACUGUCCGAUGCUUUCAUGGCACUCCCUCCCCCCUUGCAGGUCUCAGAAGCACAGCGCCGUACUAUCUAUGAGUAUCACCGUGUUGAGAUGAACAUCACAAAGAUCGUAGGGAGAUCUGCUUUUGAGUUCACGCCUCUGCCCACCUGUCUCCAACACACAUCCUGUGAUCUCUGCAUAACAUCCAACAUGACAACCGGCUGUGGCUGGUGCAACACACUUCAACGAUGUUCUGACGGUAUCGAUCGACACAGGCAAGAGUGGUUAGAUUAUAACUGCCCUGAAGAGGCAAAAGGCUCAUGUGAGGACUACAUCCCGGUACUACCUGAGGGAUCCAUGAGCUCCUACAACCAGUCCUCUCCAAGUCCAACACCUUCUUCAGCGGAGAUGGAAGGGCAGCCGGUCACUAGAGAUUUACAGUCGAGUCCACCCCACCAUACGGGGAUAACGGAGAACACGGCUAUCAUAGCGGGUGUAGUGGCAGCACUGGUGGUGCUUGUAGUUCUGACCUUACUGGCCGUGUACUACAUCAACACACACCCCACCGUGGCCCCACCCUUCUACCUCAUGCAGCGACGCACCAAUAACUACUGGCCCUCCAUGACGUUCCGCAACCAGGGCUGUCACUCCAGCUACGCCGAGGUGGAGCUAGGGGGUCAUGAAAAGGAAGGCUUCAUCGAAGCCGAGCAGUGCUGCUAAGAGUCCUGGACUUGCAGGACUAGAAGAAAGGACGACAUCUUGAGGAUUUCAAAGAUAUUACAGGGGAAUGAAUAUGGACGAUAAGGCCGACCAUCGACAGACCCUACUUCAAACUCUGCACCUGGACAGGGUUUUCUGUAACUGCUCUUGUAGCUUUGCCAGUUUUCUCUGUGUGUUUUACUCUUUGCCAUCACACAGGGGAUCUGUCAUAUUACUCAAGGGUUUAGGGUCUGAUAGAAAGCCGACUGUACGAAAUGAUGAGAUGCGGAUGUCAGGGAAUAAAUCAAACUAGCCUUCAUACUGCAAACCAACAUACAGCUCAACAUAACAAUGUGUUUUUUUGUGUCAUUCAGUAAAUGAAGUUACUUUUGUUUCUUGAAUCUUCCACGCGACCAACUGGUUGGUUCAUAUCAUGUUAUAUCUCUGUGGAAUUCACUAUAACAGAUAUUUAGCUAUGUAACGGAUAGUGUUUAUAAUGUCAUCUUGAAGUUCUCUGGAAAUAUUGUUUGGAUUAAUUUUAGAGGCAUCAAGUUAUGAGGGUUUUCUUUUAAUGUUUAUGUUUAAUUGUCUUCCAAUAAAAACUGAUGGUGAGUGUUGACAUUAA